Messenger RNA from Betta splendens (Siamese fighting fish), 2978 nucleotides. RefSeq names its product Ras-related GTP binding Ca (gene rragca). NCBI's taxonomy places the organism in Eukaryota, Metazoa, Chordata, Actinopteri, Anabantiformes, Osphronemidae. Gene Ontology annotation, biological process: regulation of autophagy; positive regulation of TOR signaling; cellular response to amino acid stimulus. Gene Ontology annotation, cellular component: lysosome; Gtr1-Gtr2 GTPase complex; nucleus. Bases 200 to 1345 code for a protein of 381 amino acids. The transcript has 7 exons. The record is from RefSeq and is a predicted model, not a curated record. Gene Ontology annotation, molecular function: GTP binding; GTPase activity.
UUUUUUUCAGGGGAGAGGAAAUCCUAAGGAAAUGUGUGGGAUCACGCUCUGGGUUUCCAAGUAGCCGGGGCAUUAUUUACAAAGUAUUUACACCGUGUAACGUUGGAUCGUGGCGCAUACCGAUCAUCCGACACAAACACGGGUGUGUCGACCGACAAGUAAGGGGGGGAACCGGGGAAGCGGCCGUCGUUAGGUCAAAAUGUCGAUUCAGUACGUGGUGGAACAGCUGUCUGACAGCUACGGGGUUGCGGACUCGUUCCCUAAAGAUUUCGGUUAUGGUGAAGAGCCCGACAUGGAGGACAGCCCGUCCCCGUCCGACAGCAAGCCCCGAAUCCUGCUCAUGGGCUUGAGGAGAAGCGGAAAAUCCUCCAUACAGAAGGUGGUUUUCCACAAAAUGUCUCCCAACGAGACAUUGUUUCUUGAGAGCACCAACAAGAUCUACAAAGACGACAUCUCCAGCAGCUCGUUCGUCAACUUCCAGAUCUGGGACUUCCCAGGCCAGGUGGACUUCUUCGACCCUACCUUCGACUACGAGAUGAUCUUCAGAGGAACCGGGGCUUUGAUAUUCGUCAUUGAUGCUCAGGAUGAUUACGUGGAGGCUCUGGGCAGACUGCACCUCACUGUGUCGCGGGCCUACAGGGUCAAUCCAGAGAUCAACUUUGAGGUGUUCAUCCACAAAGUGGACGGCCUGUCAGACGAUCACAAGAUCGAGACCCAGAGGGACAUCCACCAGAGAGCCAACGACGAUCUGGCCGAUGCCAACCUGGAGAAGCUGCAUCUCAGCUUUUACUUGACGAGUAUUUAUGACCACUCCAUUUUUGAGGCCUUCAGCAAAGUGGUGCAGAAGCUCAUCCCUCAGCUCCCCACUCUGGAGAACCUCCUCAACAUCUUCAUUUCUAAUUCAGGGAUAGAGAAAGCCUUUCUCUUCGACGUGGUCAGUAAGAUCUACAUCGCCACCGACAGCUCUCCUGUGGACAUGCAGUCCUACGAACUGUGCUGCGACAUGAUCGACGUGGUCAUCGACGUCUCCUGCAUCUACGGCCUGAGGGAGGAUGGCAGCGGCAGUGCCUAUGACAAGGAGUCCAUGGCCAUCAUCAAGCUCAACAACACCACUGUGCUGUACCUGAAGGAGGUCACUAAGUUCCUGGCUCUCGUCUGCAUCCUGCGAGAAGAGAGCUUCGAGCGCAAAGGAUUGAUAGACUACAAUUUCCACUGUUUCCGGAAGGCCAUCCACGAGGUGUUCGAGGUGGGCGUCUCCGCCCAGCGCCCGCUGGGCUCCCAGGCUGUGGGCUCGCCCUGCAACAAGGCCGUGGCACUGAACGGCACGCCGCGCAACACUGUCUAGACACUUACGCCCAUUAAAACGGACUCAAGAAGAGACAUGAGGGAAGGACGGACAGAGCGGCUAGGGAGCCUGUAGGAGAGAGACUACCCAAGGGGGGCUCAGCAGUGCGUGUGGGAGCAGCACUGAGGGGUCGGGCUGAGAUGGGAGAGGCGUUCAGGCAUCAGGUGAAUGCGAAGCACCGCGUCGGCUGUGAAGAAGUCAAGAGUGAACCUGCACGUGCGCACAAAAAGGUGCACGUUAAAUCUUUUGGGAUUUCCUAAAGCGGUCAGAGGCUGUCGUAUUUAGCUGCUGGUUUCUGUACAAACUGUGGAGAAGGGUAAGACUAACCUCCCCUGUGACCUCUGGCAGGAAUCCGUCUCGUGAACCCACCCGACCACUUCUGUGAUGACAAAAAAACAAAUCAAAAAGGUAGAUGUGAACUGCUAGUCCUACCCCACACGUGUUCAGAGAUGGCCUUAUGUAGAUGAAGCUUGGCUGCAGUGCAAGCUUUCUCUCACCACCACUCACCUCACCCGACCUGAAUGCUGCGCAAAAGUUUUUUUUUUUUUUUGGGGGGGGGGGUCUCACUUGUGAGGGGACACGAGAUGAAAGGUAGUGAGCAGACUGAAAAGGGAGUGUGUGUGUGUGUGUGUGUGUGUGUGUGUGUGUGUGUGUGUGUGUGUGUGUGUGUGUGUGUGUGUGUGUGUGUGUGUGUGUGUGUGUGUGUGUGUGUGUGUGUGUGUGUGUGUGUGUGUGUGUGUGUGUGUGUGUGUGUGUGUGUGUGUGUGUGUGUGUGUGUGUGUGUGUGUGUGUGUGUGUGUGUGUCGGUGAAAGGUUUUCGUUCCAUGUGCUCCAGUGAUGGAGCUUUACAGACCAGUGCGUCCUCCUCAGUAAACGCUUAGCAUAAUUAUCAAUCGGUGAAAGUAACUUUUCUGUUUGUGCUCCACUGAAAAUGAAACCUUCAAUUGACCGUCGUAAAGGUUGUAAAAGUUUGUGUUGCUGGAAAUGUUCUUUUUAAAGCACUGCCAAAAUAUGAAAUGAUUUAUGCACAAUAAAAAAUGAUUUAAAAUGCAUUUGCCUUCUAAGAGAGAAGUGAAUCAGGUGUGAAUCAGGUGGAGCAGGGCGGAGGAAGGGGUUGUUGCAACGAGCAUGUUUUUCCACCUUCAGUCGCAGUCCUGCCAAAAAUAACACUACCCUUGUUUUAUUUCGUCAGCCUCUGAUUAGCAGGAGUCAUGAAAGCAAAAUGUUCUCAUUCCAAGCAUGCGUACAUGAGUGUGUUGUCAUUAUUCUCACACUUCACACUGCUCAUUCUGUGUAAAUGUGGGGAAACAGGGACUAACAGAAAACGUAACCAAUAAAGGUGAAACGAACCAAUUUUUUUUCCAUGACCGUCACACACCGGGUGUGUUUGCUUUGUGUCGGGGUGAGAGGUGGGAACUUGUCCAGCUGCUGCAUUAAAAGACUAGAAACCCGACUCAUGGAGCAGAUUAACGCUGGUAUUCAGGUGAACAUCAACCUGCUUCCUGAACGAGGUUGUUCUCACUAACCUGGAAAUAAACACAAAAUGCACAUCAGAUCUUUGAUAGGCGGCUGGUUUCAUGUAUUGUGAUGCUAUACUGUGUGGAAAUAAAUUACAAUUUUAUUUUUCGUCUUA